Messenger RNA from Aspergillus clavatus NRRL 1, 1599 nucleotides. Its product is annotated as threonine--tRNA ligase MST1. Gene Ontology annotation, biological process: threonyl-tRNA aminoacylation. The record is from RefSeq and is a predicted model, not a curated record. Lineage: Eukaryota; Fungi; Ascomycota; Eurotiomycetes; Eurotiales; Aspergillaceae. The transcript has a single exon. Gene Ontology annotation, molecular function: threonine-tRNA ligase activity; ATP binding. The coding region runs from base 1 to 1599 and encodes 532 amino acids. Gene Ontology annotation, cellular component: cytoplasm.
AUGCGGCGGAUCACCACUCUUUCAUGGCAACGCUCGUUGGUGAGACGACCAGCCAUAGGCAGCGAUGUAAGGUCUUCUCGAUGGCCCGUCACAAGAGCGCAAUGGCUGUCAACAACCGUCGCCCGGCCCUGCUCGUGCUCCGACCCGCAACCUGAACAACCACAACCCCGGACUUCACCCUCCACCCCAUCGACGACGGACUAUCGAGCACUCGGAACGGCGCAGGACCUGUUUACCACCUCUGUCUACAGCCCCGGAUCGCCGCUGUUCCUGCCCAACGGCACCCACGUCAUCAACCGGUUGAUUUCCUUCCUCCGCACACAGUAUCUCCAAUACGGCUUCCGCGAAGUCUUGACACCGACGAUCUACAAGCGUUCCCUGUGGGAAGUGUCAGGACACUGGCAGAACUACAAAGAUGACAUGUAUGAGGUCCGAGGCCGGGGAGCCACGGGGGAGGCCGACGGUGAAGCCGGCGAGGACGAAUCGUACGGCCUGAAACCGAUGAAUUGCCCCGGUCACUGCCUCCUGUUCAAAUCGCAGAACCAUUCCUACCGGGAGUUGCCCAUCCGCUACGCCGAUUUCAGCCCCCUGCACCGCAACGAGGUUUCGGGCUCAUUGAGCGGGCUGACCCGCGUUCGCCGAUUCCACCAGGACGACGGCCACAUCUUCUGCCGACCGCAGCAGAUUAAGGGGGAGAUUGCGUCUGCGCUAGGGUUCGUCGACAUGGUGAUGACCACUUUUGGUCUCGGCCCUUAUCGCCUUGUACUUUCUACGCGGCCGGAGAAGGAUUUUAUCGGGAGUUUGGAAUUGUGGGACAGCGCAGAGGCCCAGCUGCGUGAAGCACUGGAUAACAGCGGGCGAGAGUGGGCGAUGAACGAGGGCGAUGGGGCGUUCUACGGCCCGAAGAUUGAUAUUCAGCUGCAAGACCAGGCGGGGAAGUACCAUCAGUUAUCUACCAUUCAACUGGAUAUGAACCUCCCGCAGCGCUUUGGGCUGGAGUAUCAAGUUGCAGAGGGGGAAGAGGACUACGACCCGGCGACUCCGGGAAGAGCGACGCCGGUGCUGGUACACCGGGCGAAUUUUGGAUCACUGGAACGAUUCUUGGCCCUGCUGAUUGAGCAAUACGGCGGGCGCUGGCCCUUCUGGCUGUCCCCGCGCCAGGGGAUCAUCCUGACGGUCAAUCAGGACGAGGCUGUGCUGACACAGGCACACGAGGCUGCAGCCCAACUCUCUGGUUUCCGGCCUCUGGUGGCCGGUCAGAACGAUGCGAAGACGCCUCGGCCUCUGUCGUCCGUUGACUCGACCUUUCUCAUCGACGUCGAUACCAGCAGCCAGACUCUCGGCAAAAAGAUCCAACGGGCCAAGCAAAUGAAGUACAACUUGAUCUUCAUCCUGGGCCCCAAGGACGUCGCCGACUCCAGCAUCACGGUGGAUGUGACUGGUCAGCUGCAGACCAAGACCGAUGCGGACGGGCGGAAGCUGCAGGAGGUGAUGGAACAACAGUUGGGCGCGACGUCACUCCAAAACCCGCGGUCUGUGCGACUGAAGGUGGACGAGGCCCAUGAUCUGCUGGUGCAACUGGAGAAACGCUUUAUCUGA